This is a messenger RNA of Vitis vinifera (wine grape), 1485 nucleotides long. RefSeq lists its product as uncharacterized. The record is from RefSeq and is a predicted model, not a curated record. NCBI's taxonomy places the organism in Eukaryota, Viridiplantae, Streptophyta, Magnoliopsida, Vitales, Vitaceae. The coding region runs from base 1 to 1485 and encodes 494 amino acids. The transcript has a single exon.
AUGUCUUCUGAGAUUGAUAAAGAAUUGAAUGAGGACUCAAUGUUGAUGCAUAAAAGUAGACACAUUCAUUGUGAUUCAGUUGAAACUCUUACUGUUGAUGGUGAAAAUGGACCAAGAUUUCAAAAUGAGUCACAUGAAGGGUAUAAAGUUCAUGAUUGGAACAUGAAUGAGACUGCAAUUAAUGAGGAGGAUUAUAGAAUGAAUACUAACCCUACUAGUGAUAAGCAAGUGACCCAAAUUGGCUCAUUCAGAACUGGUUCAGCUCAGAGUGCAGAAAUCUUGACCAUGAUUGAUACAAGUGAUGGGUUCAUACAUGACAAUCCCACUAUAAUCGAAGAUGUAGCAAAUGAAAGACAAAACAUGAUGCAACAACCUAUAGUUAGUGGAAUUAGUGAUGACCAUCUAGAAGAACACCAAAUUUACUCAAGUAAGAAAGAAUUACAAAGGAAGUUGUAUAUGAUGGCUCUGAAAAGGAAGUUUGAGUUCAAAACAACUAAAUCCACUACUAAGUUAUUGCUUGUUGAAUGUUUUGAUAAAGAAUGCAAGUGGCGAGUUCGUGCUACCAAGUUGGGGAUUUCGAAUAUGUUUCAAAUAAUGAAAUUCUAUUCAACACACACUUGUCGGUUAGAUAUGAUGUCUCGUGACAAUCGACAUGCAAGUAGUUGGUUGAUUGGUGAGAGUAUAAGAGAAACAUAUCAAGGGAUUGGUUGUGAAUUUCGACCAAAAGACAUUGUAGCAGACAUUCGAAAGCAGUAUGGCAUUCAAAUCAGUUAUGAUAAGGCGUGGAGAGCCAAAGAACUUGCUCUAGGUUCUAUUAGGGGAUCACCUGAGGAGUCUUAUAACACUUUACCAUCCUAUUGCUAUGUUUUAGAGCAAAAAAAUCCUGGUACCAUUACUGAUAUAGUUACUGAUUGUGAUAAUCAAUUCAAAUACUUUUUUAUGUCGAUUGGUGCAUCUCUUGCUGGGUUUCACACAUCAAUAAGGCCUGUGGUUGCAGUUGAUGGGACAUUUUUGAAAGCAAAGUACUUAAGGACUUUAUUUAUUGCAGCGUGUAAAGAUGGCAACAAUCAGAUAUACCCUUUAGCCUUUGGGAUUGGUGAUUCAGAAAAUGAUGCCUCAUGGGAGUGGUUUUUACAAAAACUACAUGAUGCACUUGGACACAUUGAUGAUUUGUUUGUGAUAUCAGAUCGACAUGGUAGCAUUGAGAAAGCAGUACAUAAAGUAUUUCCCCAUGCGAGGCAUGGUGUCUGUACUUAUCACGUUGGACAAAAUUUGAAGACAAAGUUCAAGAAUCCUGUAAUUCAUAAGUUGUUCCAUGAUGCUGCCCAUGCUUAUCGUGUUUCAGAGUUUAAUUUUAUAUUUGGGCAACUAGAGAUGAUUGACCCAAGAGCAGCAAGAUAUUUGAUGGAUAUAGGUGUUGAUCGAUGGACACGUUCAUAUUCUACCGAAAAAAGAUAUAAUAUCAUGACGACAGGGAUCGUUUAA